AUGAGUGAGUCAGUUAGAAGUCGGACAACUGAGGCAACUACCACGGACGAGAAUGCCAACCAGAAACGUAUGCGCGCGAAGACGAUUGCAGGCGCUACUUUCAUAGGAGAGCGCAAGGCGCUUGGUGAGGUAAAGUCUAACAACAGCUGGCCCGCAGAGGCAAGCGCCUCUGGCGCAGUUUCCCAUAAGCCGGUAAUGACGGUACGAUCUACAUCUAAGAAGAGACACAUCUACAGAGACAGCGAGGACGAGGACGGUGGUAACGACGACAACACUCACAGUGACAACUCCUCACAUAAUGCGGAAGUGCGUACUCCCAACUCAAAGCGUGCCCGGCAUUCAUCCGAUGAGCCCCUAUCUUUGCCUUGGCGCGACCUCGACAAGGACGAGCAAAAUGAUGUCAGCAUGGUUACCGACUAUACCGACGAGAUCUUCACUCAUUUGUAUGAGCGUGAGCGCGAAACUACAGCCACAUACAAUUAUCUUUACGCUACGGACUCCCCACAAUACCUACGGCCUUCACUUCGAGCAAUUCUAGUCGAUUGGUUGGUAGAGGUCCAUCAAAAAUUCCAGCUGCUACCUGAAACGCUUUAUUUGGCUAUUAAUCUCAUGGACCGUUUCAUGUCGUUGAGAAAAGUUUCAAUGGCAAAACUGCAGCUGCUUGCCGUCUGCAGCCUACUGAUUGCGGCAAAAUUCGAAGAAGUUAACCUCCCUAAACUAUCGCAGUAUGCCUACAUUACCGACGGUGCCUGCACUUCUCAAGACAUUAAAGAUGCAGAGACUUAUAUGCUUACCACUUUGCAGUUUAAUAUUGGCUGGCCCAACCCUCUCAAUUUUUUGAGAAGAGUCUCCAAAGCAGAUGACUACGAUUUCGAAACAAGAAGUACCGCUAAAUUUUUCCUCGAGUAUUCUAUGUGUUGUCCCAAGUUUGUUCAUGUGUUGUCCUCCCAUUUAAGUGCCAUGGCAAUAUAUUGUGCAAGACAGUCAUUCGAGAAGGAUCCUAAAUGGGACGCGACUUUUAAGCAUUAUAGUGGUUCUGUUGACGCAAUGAACGAUGAUACCUUCCAAGAAAACUGUCGUGAAUUAAUUCGUGAAGUAGCGAAGCCAUCUACGCAAUUAAAAGCCCUAGAACAAAAAUACCGUAGCAAAGAGAUGAAUGGUGUCUUUGAACCCGCUAAACUCUGGUGUAAAUUGAUGGUGGUCACCAAUUAUUAUAAUCUUUUCUAG
Molecule: messenger RNA, 1227 nt
Organism: Lachancea fermentati
Lineage: Eukaryota; Fungi; Ascomycota; Saccharomycetes; Saccharomycetales; Saccharomycetaceae
Source: the annotation of a GenBank genome assembly